AUGGAAGCCGAAGAAGCUGAAACUUUCUCUUCCAUCUCUAAAGAUCAUGACACCCAACAAGUUCUUAAAGUCCUUGAAGCUCUCAAACAAGCUUCACACGACUUACAGAAAAACCCGGAUUCCAAGAAGACGGAUGGUGGCGUAUGCUUUGGCUGUUCGCCCCCCAUUAAAGCUCUUCUCGAGCUCGAAAACGAAUCAGAAUCCAUCCUAUCAAACGACCCUCACCUAACCACGUUGUCUACUCACCUAACUGCUCUCAAAACUCUCAUCCAUAACUCAUACAACGCUCGUCAACGCUAUCGUGGUCUUAGGUCGUUCCUGAUUCGUAGACUCAACAACCACGAGAUUUCUAGAGUAGCUGGUUCGAUUGAGUCCGAAAUUCAAGCGUGGAUUGAUCGAGAGUUUAUUGAAACCCUAACCCAAACACUGCGGAGAGCGGAUGAGACUAAAGAUGAGGUUUUAAUCGAUUUGAUGGAGCAAUUUGAAGAACGAAUAGCGAGAGGAUUUGAUCGGGAUUUACAGCAUUGCAUCCUCAGAUCGAAGGUUUUCAACGAACUUGAAAAGAUUCUCUGUGAUUCUACAUUCUCGAAGAACGUUCGAGAAGCAUCUGCUUUCGCGAUUGUCGAAAUGAUCACGUUCAACAAAGAUGUGUUCGUAGGGGAAGUUCUGAUGGGGAAAACAGUUUCUGCGUUGGUUUCGUUAUCAUCUGCUCGAUCAAUCCAAAUCCUCUCUAUACUAAUUAAAUCAAUCAGAAGCCCCAUCGUAGAUGAACUCGUGUCAGACGGAGAAAUCCCCAAAAUCAUAGCCUUCUUAGCCUCGGAAGACUUCUCAAUCCGAACAAUGGCGAUGGACUGCGUGUUAGAGAUUGGCUACUACGGUCGAAAGGAAGCCAUUGACGCCAUGUUGGAAGAGGGUUUGGUGAAGAAACUUGUGGAGUUGCAGAAAUCUGAAAUUGGAGGUGUGUUAAUGGAUGUUAGAGGUGAGAGUAUGAACACUGUGAUGCGACCAUUUGAGAGCUGUGUAGCUAGAUUUGCAGUGCAAUUGGAGGUAGGAGAAGGGUUGAGACAACGAGAGAAAAGGGCAUUAAAGCAACAAGUGUUGAAGAGAGUUAGAGCAGCCCAUGUUUCUGAUGCAGAAGCUGCCACCAUUGUUGCAGAGGUUCUGUGGGGUUCUUCACCUUGA
Messenger RNA from Lactuca saligna, 1182 nucleotides. The record is from the annotation of a GenBank genome assembly. NCBI's taxonomy places the organism in Eukaryota, Viridiplantae, Streptophyta, Magnoliopsida, Asterales, Asteraceae.